AUGUCGACAUUCAGUGGCGAUGAAACAGCUCCCUUCUUCGGUUUCCUCGGCGCCGCAGCCGCACUCGUCUUCUCCUGUAUGGGAGCUGCUUACGGAACGGCAAAGAGUGGAGUCGGUGUGGCUUCAAUGGGAGUGAUGAGGCCCGAGCUGGUGAUGAAAUCGAUUGUCCCAGUUGUUAUGGCUGGAGUUUUGGGUAUCUACGGUUUGAUUAUUGCCGUUAUCAUCAGUACCGGAAUCAACCCAAAGGCUAAGUCUUACUACCUCUUCGAUGGAUACGCACACCUCUCCUCUGGUCUUGCUUGUGGUCUUGCUGGUCUUUCAGCUGGAAUGGCCAUUGGGAUUGUUGGCGAUGCCGGUGUCAGGGCAAAUGCACAGCAACCUAAGCUCUUUGUUGGGAUGAUUCUUAUCCUUAUCUUCGCAGAAGCGCUUGCUCUUUACGGGCUUAUUGUAGGAAUCAUCCUUUCCUCAAGAGCUGGACAGUCGAGAGCAGAAUGA
Microthlaspi erraticum is the source of this 495-nucleotide messenger RNA. The record is from the annotation of a GenBank genome assembly. Lineage: Eukaryota; Viridiplantae; Streptophyta; Magnoliopsida; Brassicales; Brassicaceae.